AUGCUGCGUGGUGUGGUAAAGAAUGCGUUGCGUGCGCCCAUGCGCAGCCUGACGACGUCUGCCGUGCGCUGUGCCGAGACGGAGGCAUCCAAGUACCCCAAAGGCACGAUCAUCCCUGGCUCCAAGGUCGAUCCGCAGCUGGGCAGCUACCCCGACAUGCCCGAGCAGAACCUGCAGUUUCGCCCCUACUUUAGCAGCUGGUGGGACAAACAGGACCGGCACAACUUUAAUGAGCCUGUCCAAGAGCAGGACGAUAUUUUGAACAUGUGGGCGCCGGAUGCGUACAAAACGCCCGGCCCGUACGCUUUGAAAUGCUUUUCGAUUGCCGUCGCAACCAUUGCGACCUUCUCCUACUUCCUCUAUCACAACCAGGCCGAGCUGCCUGCAUUGCGCAAGACAUUUCCCCGCGGAGGGCUUGCGCAGGAGCUGGGCGGCGAGCACGCUAGAGCCCGUAUUCCCUCGGACGAUGCCGGUGAGGACGAUGAGGAGCUCGACGAGGAAUAG
Malassezia vespertilionis is the source of this 504-nucleotide messenger RNA. RefSeq lists its product as uncharacterized. The transcript has 3 exons. Gene Ontology annotation, cellular component: mitochondrion. NCBI's taxonomy places the organism in Eukaryota, Fungi, Basidiomycota, Malasseziomycetes, Malasseziales, Malasseziaceae. The record is from RefSeq and is a predicted model, not a curated record. Bases 1 to 504 code for a protein of 167 amino acids.